AUGCCUUCCACACAACACAAUGUUCAAUGUAUUGAUGCUCAGCGAGUUGCAAAUGUGUCACCGGAAUUAAAUGGUGGAAUAUUGUUGAAUGUGACCGGCACAGUUGUCGUCGGCGAUGGCGAUCUCCGCAUAUUCACACAAUCGAUCAUGUUGAUGGAAAUUGAGCACAUGAGGACUGUGGAGCUGCUAGCAGCAAAAGCAGCCAACUGGGGGCUGCCGAACGAUGAAGAAAUUGAUGAUAUCGAAGGACCUUCGGAUGAUAGAUGUACGAGUCAAUUGCUCGCAGAAACUCUGGACAGUGUCCGAAAAAGAGAGAAGGAGCUCAUUGAGCAACAAUAUCAUCCAGAUGUGAAUGCGAUUCGAUCAAAUGCGAAAACUCUUCACGAAUUGCAAGGGCGCAUCGAAACUGUGAAAAAUACAAUGAAAGAGCUUCAAGAGGCGUAUCAAUCAGUCUCGAGUCGGACGUCGUCACUUCACGACGCUUGCGAUCGAGCGCUUGCCCAGCAGAACGCGCUUUCGACGGGAUCUGACAUGAUCAAAACGAAUUUGUAUUAUUUCAAAAAAGCCGACGCCAUUAUGAAGAAGCUCUCGGUCGCGAAGCUUAUGGUCACUGGCCAAUCAUUCGCCGCGAUUUUGGCAUCGAUCGAUGAAUGUUUGUCGUUUCUUCGAUCUCAUCCCGAGUACAAAGAAUCGGCGACAUAUGUCGCCAAGUUUGAGCAAUGCUUGAGCAGAGCUCUAACUUGGGUUCGAAUUGGAGUUUUGGCCGAUUUGGAGAGCUGCUUCAAUGAUGUGAAAGAUAGGCAAGCGCAAUUGAAUAUCGAUUAUGAGAAAAUCGGCCGAAGCGGCGCCGACGAGGACACGUUCGCUCUACUCUAUGGUGUGUUUGCGUCGAAAGCAUCGUCGAUCAAGGGAGCAAUUUCGGUUGUCGAGCAGCGAUUCUGGAAUGUUCCCGAAUUUGAGGAAAUGCUCGCCGAAUGCCAAUUUGCGUAUUUCGCCAAAAGAAAUUUGCUGUUGGCGCCGAUUUUGGAAUCGACUUUGGCGAAUUUAUCCGCGAUCAACGCGAAUUCGACGUGUCGAUUGACACGCGAUGCUUGCACAUUUAUGCUGAGAACAUGUGAUGAUGAAUAUCGUCUGUAUCGUCAAUUCUUUGUCACCAAGAAUAUCGGAAUCGGAAGAACUGACGGUGGACAUGAUGGAAGAAUGAGUCCGGCGGCAUCGACGAUCGCAUCGGUGUUCAAAUUCGAUCAGCAGCCGACAAAUGUGCAUCCGUUCGAGACGUUCACUGAGCAAAUUUGCCGAUUACUGUAUGAUAUGCUGAGACCGAGAAUUGUGCACAAUCCGCAUUUGGAAACGCUCGCCGAAUUGUGCAAUAUGAUUAAGGUGGAAAUGAUUGAGAAUCGAUGCUCUCUUCAAAUGGUUGCCACCAUACUUGGCGAUGAUGCCGAAUCAUCCAGUGCGUUGAAUCCGAGGGCUGGAUUCGUUUCGGUGAUGGGAGAACUCGUCGGCGAUAUUGCUGAGCGAAUUGUCCAUCGCGCCGGCCUCUAUGCUCUCAAUGAUAUCGGCUCGUAUCGUCCGGCUCCCGGCGACAUCGCCUAUCCGGAUAUGCUCAAAAUGAUGAGAAAAAUCGAGCAGGAGCAGCUUGAGAAGUCGGCGGAGGAGAAGCCGCAAGUCGCCACCGCCAUUGAUCAACAUUGCCUUUGGUAUCCGACGGUCCGGCGGACGGUCUUGUGUCUUUCGAAGAUAUUCCCAUGUUUGGAUGUGGGAGUAUUCCAUUCGUUGGCUCGCGAAAUGCUCGCGUGCUGUAUUGAAUCGCUCGAGGUUGCGGCGAACGCGAUUCAGACGACGCCGCCGGCGAAAGGAGGCUGGAGCAAAACUCUUGAUUCGAAUUUGUUUGUUGUCAAACAUUUGCUGAUUCUCCGCGAGCAAACUGCCCCAUAUCGCCAUAAUGUUCUUCGAGCUGACGCGUUGCCGACGAAGGAUUUCUCUCUGGACUUCUCGAAAUUCGCUCACGUUCUGUUCGACUCGAAAACCAAAUGGUUCGAGUUGAGCUCGCACAACACACUACUCGAAUUGAUUACGACGGUGCCGAUUGAAGUUCGCGAGGAGGAUGGCGAUUCUCGAAGGGUUCUCGAUCAGAAGUUGAGGUCGGCUUCACUUCAAUUGGCGCACGAAGCUUCGCAGAUAAUGAUUGGCAAAUUGGCGCAAUGGGUGGAUAUGGCGGAAGAUGAGAUGCUCAAAGAAGGAUUCAAACUGGAGAGUUAUCCGCAACUUUCGGCCAAUCAUCUCAAAGAUUUGUCAUCGGAAGCUUAUAAGAAUGUUGGAUCAAAAUUUGUAGAGAUUCGCGAGGCUUAUUCGCUCUAUAUUGGCGUCGCCGAGACUGAAGCGAUUCUUCUUUCGCCGGUUCGAAAACGUGUGAUCGACGUGUUCACGCGAGCCAAUGCGUUCGCCACCAAGUGCUAUGAUGAGGAGCAAAGAGCUGUCGCUGCUCUUCCGAAUGUCCAACAGCUAAUCCUGCUCCUUAAUAAGUGA
Messenger RNA from Caenorhabditis bovis, 2529 nucleotides. Lineage: Eukaryota; Metazoa; Nematoda; Chromadorea; Rhabditida; Rhabditidae. The record is from the annotation of a GenBank genome assembly.